AUGACCCUUAAGCCUCUUUCGGACAGCGAUUUUAGCCGUCUUUUUGAUGAACUUAAAGCAGAAACGACCGAUAAUGAAAGCAAACUUACAAAGUUGUACUAUUCAAAGGGCAAUUUCAGCGGCCAGCAGGCCGCUACACUUUUAAGCACCUUCAAAACUGCUCCAGAAAAAAUUAGAGCCCUACGAAUACUAAAACGUAGGCUGUGCCGAAUGAGUUGCUCAGAUGGAAAGGAUAUCCUCGAUAAAAUUCAACUUACACAAAGAGACAAACUCUAUGCUCUCGACUGCAUCAAACAUACCCUCUAUGAUCACCAAACCAUGGAGGGGACAGAAUACAUACUUUCCACUUUCAUAAAUGAGGAUGACAAACUUCGGGCCCUCAGUCAGUUAACCUCAAUUUCAUCGUAUGCAAACGGUACUGUGGCUGCCGGUGGACACUUCGUGUCUGGUGGUAAUGGUUCCAUCUACAGUUCUGGCAUCCCAUUGAGUGAACAUGCCUACGGUCCUGUGAAGUUGCAGCUUCGAGAUAAAUACGGCAAAGUGGAACGACUAAAUUUCGCAGAUACCAUUAAAGACAAGCCCAAUUCAAUGUAUACCUGCCAUCCGUCGUAUUCCUACGGACACAACAUGGAUCCGUCGUACUACAAACACGGCGGUCGACCACCCCUGCCGCCCAAACCGAUUGACAGCGCAGUGACAGGGCCAGCGCACAGCCUCCACACAAAGUACCUGCCCCGCCACGAGGUGGACGGUGUUGUCUGUCACAGCCGCGGCGACCCCUGCCUUGGGGCUGAACAAAGCGGUGUCACGCCGAUCGGGUUUAUUGAUCACAAGAAGAAGGAGGACACCAACUGCUGCUAG
Mesocestoides corti is the source of this 861-nucleotide messenger RNA. The record is from the annotation of a GenBank genome assembly. Lineage: Eukaryota; Metazoa; Platyhelminthes; Cestoda; Cyclophyllidea; Mesocestoididae.